Molecule: messenger RNA, 1488 nt
Organism: Didymodactylos carnosus
Lineage: Eukaryota; Metazoa; Rotifera; Eurotatoria; Philodinida; Philodinidae
Source: the annotation of a GenBank genome assembly
AUGAGAUUCUUAACAUUAUUGAAUCUUGCUAAAUGCAAACCUUCACGACUUUUAAAUACUCGUUAUUUCUCGUUUACACCUCAUUUAUGUACCAAAGAAUUUUCCGAUCGUACACUUCAAUUUUUAUUAGAAGACAAAGAAUUUACAUCGAUAAACACCGCUGCUUUACAUAUUAGAUCAUGGGGCCACAAUAUUUAUAUUUUACAACCGUCGAUGAAGUAUAAAGCAAAAUCACGGCAAUCGACAACAGCCAAUUUGCAAUUAUCAGAAUCGAUUGCUCUCAUAGAAACGUUAGACAAAUGGAAAGUCGUUGGAUAUGGCAUUUAUACGCUAAAAACAAUGGGUGGUACAAAGUAUUUGUAUGGAACAGGAAAUAUUGAAAAAAUCACUCAAGAAGUAAAAGAAUGUCAAGCAACAGCUGUAUUCGUAUCAAUUGAUCGUCUAAGUUUAAGUCAAUUGGACGGUAUGCAAGAAAAAUUUCAUGUUCCGGUUUAUGAUCGAUAUUCAAUUGUAUUACAAAUAUUUAAAGCACAUGCUCAGAGUGGUGCAGCCAAAUUACAAGUAGCUCUUGCUGAAAUUCCAUUGUUACGUUAUAGAAAAAAUGACUCUGAGCUCUUCAAAGAACGUGAACGUUCGUUACGCGCUGAAUUACAAGUCUUAGAACAACAACGGAAAUUGGUCAAAAAACGCCGUUUAGCGUUAGACAUACCAACAGUGGCUGUUGUGGGUUAUACAAACGCUGGAAAAACAUCGUUGAUAAAAGCUCUUACGCGAGAUGAUUCAUUAAAACCACGAAAUCAAUUAUUUGCAACAUUAGAUGUCAGUGUUCAUCAUGGUGUAUUAUCGAAUCAAAUGCAAGUACUAUAUGUGGAUACAGUUGGUUUCAUAGCUGAUAUUCCCACAACAUUGAUUGAAGCAUUUCGUGCUACGUUAAAUGAUGCAUUAGAUGCUCAUUUAAUUAUUCAUGUUUGCGAUAGAAGUCAUCCAGAUUGGAUUGUUCAAUGUAAAACUGUUAUGCAAACAUUAAAAGAUUUAGAUGUAUCAGAUUCAAAAUUAAAAUCAAUGUUAACCGUUUAUAAUAAAUGUGAUUUAAUAGAUGGCUCACAAAAUCAGAUUACUACUGUACAAGUGGAAAAUACGAACAACGAUCAGAGCCAGAGUGAGGAUACUGAGUUACUUGAACAAAAGCAAGAUUCGGCCAAUCUUAUUCAUGUCUCAUGUAAAGAAGGCACUGGAUUAAGUAAUUUGGCGACGCUCAUUGAGAAUAAUUUACUGGUGAUGAGCGAUCGGGUUACCACUUUAUUUCGUGUAUUACAAGGUGGUGAAUUAUAUAAUGUUCUCUUAAGAGAAUCGGAUGUCGAGACAACGUACGUUGAUGAUGAAAAUCCACAAUUUUUGUAUAUGAAAUGUUUAUUUUCUAAAGUAGCAUUUGCUAAAUUAAAAGCGAGAUAUGGAACGAAAUAUAUGAUUAGCGCAAAUUCUAAGUAA